AUGCUGACGCGCGGCUUGGGCUACAGGUUCGACCAAACCCUGGACCACUUCAACCCCCAGGACACACGUACCUUCAAGCAGCAGUACCAGGUGAACAGGACGUUUUACAAGGCUGGCGGACCUCUGUUCCUCAUGUUGGGUGGGGAAGGUCCUGCAUCUCCCGAAUGGCUCGAGACCAACACGGCCAUUAUGCUGUACGCCCAGCAGCUCAAUGCAGUUGUGGCUCAGAUUGAGCACCGUUUUUAUGGCGAGUCACAGCCCUUUGAGGACUUGAGCGUUGACAAUCUUCGCUAUCUCUCCAGCGAGCAGGCUCUGGCGGAUGCAGCCAACUUUAUCCAGUCUUUCCUGGAGAUGAACGGCAUGCCGGCAGACACGCGGGUGGUCUCCUUUGGAGGCUCGUAUUCCGGAGCAUUGUCGGCAUUUUUGCGUACCAAGUACCCGCACGUCGUGUACGCAGCCGUGGCCACUUCAUCCCCCGUGUUGGCCAAACUGGACUAUGUGGAAUAUCACGAGGUCGUCGGUCGCUCCAUGGGUACCAGCACCCAUGGCCAAGCCUGCGUCGAUCAGAUCAAGGGUGCGCUCAGCAAGGUGGAUGCCAUGCUCGCUGACAGCAGCCAAUGGAAUCAGUUGGCGCAGGACAUGAAAAUCUGCUCUGACACCGACCUGAACGUUGACCUGGACAAGCAGACCUUUCUCUCCAACCUCAUUGGCAACAUUGAUGGCAUUGUUCAGUACAACCUGGAUGCCAAGUUUCAAGGUCGCCCUACCGUUCAGAGCAUGUGUGAUAUCAUGGCCCCCAUUGAGCAAGACUAUGAUGCCUUUGUUGCUCUCAACGCAUAUUUGCUGAACGCAAGCGAUAUGGAGUGCAAUGAUGGUAGCUACCAAAGCUUUGUGACCGACCUACGCAACACGUCGCUGAGCUCUGACUUUGCCGGCGGCACACGCCAGUGGAUUUAUCAGACGUGCAUGGAGUUUGCAUACUUCCAGACGACCGAUGCAUCAGACCAGCCCUUUGGCGUUGGUGUACCCCUGAGCUAUUUUGAACAACAGUGUGUGGAUGGCUAUGGGCUGCCCCCCGUUCCCAACGUCAACUGGACCAACGAGUUUUACGGCGGACAGCAGGUGGCAGGCACACGCAUCAUCUACCCCAAUGGCUCGAUUGAUCCCUGGCAUGCACUCAGCGUCACGUCCAAUACCACCAUCGAAGACACCCUGGCCAUUUUCAUCAACGGCACGGCCCAUUGCGCCAACAUGUACCCUCCCUCGAGCUCGGAUCUGCCCGGUCUGACAGCCGCUCGCACCAGCAUCCUCAACACCCUUCAAACCUGGUUGCACGCGUCGUCGUAAAAAGCUGACAAUCACGCCAAGCGCAGCAGCGCGCAAUUGAUUUUCACAAC
Monosiga brevicollis MX1 is the source of this 1397-nucleotide messenger RNA. RefSeq lists its product as uncharacterized. Gene Ontology annotation, biological process: proteolysis. The transcript is spliced from 8 exons. Lineage: Eukaryota; Choanoflagellata; Craspedida; Salpingoecidae. Gene Ontology annotation, molecular function: serine-type exopeptidase activity; dipeptidyl-peptidase activity. The record is from RefSeq and is a predicted model, not a curated record. Bases 1 to 1347 code for a protein of 448 amino acids.